AUGGGUAAAAAGCUGAAGCAAGCACUUCCAGGGGUUGUACAAUGCCAAAGAUGCCUUGAAUAUGGGCAUUGAAGCUAUGAAUGCAAAAAUCAAAGGACCUAUGUGUUUAGACCAAGCGCGUCUAUGCAGUUCCAUAACCCUGAUCUCAAGCCUGAAAUUGCUGCUGAAAAGCCUCCAAAGAUACCGAAAGUUACUGAUGGAGACAAAAGGAGAGGAGUUCCUGAAGACAGUAGCAGCAGCGAAGAAGAAAAAAUUAAGCUGCCGAUAAAGCGAGCUAAGGAGUCAAGCAGCUCUUCAAGCUCAUCAGGGUCAUCAGGGCCUUCAAGUAGUGGCUCUUCAGAGUCUGGAAGUGAUUCAGGCUCAGAAUCAGGAUCUUCAUCUUAUAGCUCAGAAUCUGAUAAAAAAUAA
Molecule: messenger RNA, 408 nt
Organism: Blepharisma stoltei
Lineage: Eukaryota; Ciliophora; Heterotrichea; Heterotrichida; Blepharismidae
Source: the annotation of a GenBank genome assembly